AUGACGGGGAACCAAGGUUCCUUGCGCUGGUCGUCGCAAUUGACCGUUGCUCCAGCCCAGCAAAUUCCCAAGCUUUCCGGCGAUAAGAUCAUACUGCCGCCAUCCGCGCUCGAGCAGCUUCUCGCGGCUGCCCCGCUUCAAGAGGUAACUUCCUCAGGUCCAGCACGCCCAUACACCAGCACUUUCGAUCCUUUCAAUCCGCACACCUUCGCCGCCGAGUCCCAGGCGCGCGAACGGGCGGUGGAUCGCCAGCAGCAAUUGCCCCAUCCGCUUACGUUCCGCAUCGUGAACCCUCAGAACGAACGGGUGGUAUAUGCUGGCGUUCGUGAGUUCUCCGCGCCGGAGAACGAGAUUGGUCUCAGUACCUUUUUGCGCGGGGCACUUGGCAUUGAUGCCACUGGACGACCGUCACCACACGAUGAUGAUGGUACUGAUGGUGAAGUGACAGACGAUGCGCCAGCCGCCCCGACCACGGUCACGGUCCAUGCGCAGCAGUUACCAAAAGGUACUUAUGUCCGUCUGCGCCCUCUAGAAGCUGGAUACGACCCGGGGAAUUGGAAGGCUUUGCUUGAACAACAGCUGCGGGAUAAUUACACCACAUUAACCUCUGGGGAGGUCCUCACUGUUGCAGGGGGGCGCGAUCAGUCAUUCCAGUUCUUGGUUGACAAAGUUGAGCCUCAUGGCAAUGGCAUCUGCGUUGUGGAUACAGACUUGGAAGUGGAUAUUGUCGCCUUGACGGAGGAUCAAGCCAGAGAAACGUUGGAGAAACGAUUGGAGAAAUCUGCUCUUGUCUCUGGGAAUAGGGCAGGCACAUCUGUUGGGGGCGAGUUGCGACUUGGUCAAGUAGUAACUGGCCAGGUUGCGCUUGGGGACUAUGUCGACUACGAGGUCCACAAAUGGGAUCCUACGAAUGCACUGGAAGUAUCUGUCGAGGGUGCCGAUGAGGCAGGUCUCUGCCUCUUUGCCAGUCCCCUUUCUGCUCACCAGAGGAACCGACCGCGGGAAGAUGAGCAUGUUUUCAGUGACCUAUCUAAUCGGCCGACUAAACGGAUUAGGAUCCAACCGACGAAUGUGGAUAUGGAAGGCGCUGAGAUGCUGUACAUAUCGGUACAUGCACCCACUUCCACCGCCAGUUCAGAAACUGGAGUUUCGGCGCUGCCGUAUAGCCUACAGGUUCAUGUGGGCUCGUCACCCGCACAAGCUGAGAAUGCUGCAGGCAUCGAGCCAGAAAGCCAUGAACCGGGUGAUGUCCAGUGUAAGAACUGUCGUCAAUGGGUACCUGAACGGACAUUGAUGCUACAUGAGAACUUUUGCCUUCGAAACAACAUCCUCUGCCCCCAGUGCCAGAACGUGUUCCAGAAGCGGUCUUCGGAAUGGCAAAAUCAUUGGCAUUGUCCUCAUGACUCGGCUUAUGGCACCGGCGACGCGGAAAAGAAUCGACACAAUCUCUUUUUUCACAGCAAGCGCUCCUGUAGUAGCUGUGGAUUUGAGGCGGAGGACCUCCCACGUCUCGCUCAACACCGCACAACUAGUGAAUCAGACCCUGAGAUGGAUGAUCCGGACGUUUUAGUCUCCGGCCUCACACCACAUGAAUUGGUGGACGGUGGCCGGACAACCGAAUGCCACCUUUGUGACAAAAUCAUCCGUCUUCGCGACAUGAAGAUGCACCUUCGCCAUCAUGAUCUAGAACGCCUGUCUCGACCCACUCCUCGCCUAUGCUUAAACAAAAAUUGCGGACGGACUCUUGACGGACGCGGUACGCAGACUGCAGUCAAGCUCGGUCUAUGCAGCAUCUGCUUUGGUCCACUGUACGUAGACACCUACGAUCCCGAAGGCAAAGCGCUCCGGCGGCGCAUCGAGCGCCGCUACCUCUCUCAGAUGAUGAGCGGCUGCGGCAAAUCAUGGUGUCAGAACGAAUACUGCAAGACGGGCAAGCAAGCUAGACCGUCUUCCACACCUGGUGUGUCUGCUCCGAUGGGCGCGGCUGCUAUUCUAGCCGCAGUGCGGCCUUUGCUUGACGCCGUCAAUCUUCAAGGAGAUGCGCCGAACACCGCUCCUUUCUACUUUUGCACGGAUCAGGCAGGCCAGCAACGUCGCAUUGCUGCAGAAAUGCUCUCAGCUGAGGGCGCAGUAGCUGACGGCAAGACCUAUGCAUUGCCGUGGUGCGUUUCCGCCGUUGAAACCACGGCGGGGAACCUAGACAAGGCGCGAGAGUGGUUAGAAAAUUGGGCGCCUGCGCAGGGGGAAGGCACGGAUUCGCUUCAGCGGUAA
Molecule: messenger RNA, 2271 nt
Organism: Aspergillus piperis CBS 112811
Lineage: Eukaryota; Fungi; Ascomycota; Eurotiomycetes; Eurotiales; Aspergillaceae
Product: putative ubiquitin fusion degradation protein (Ufd1)
Exons: 2
Coding region: 1-2271 (756 amino acids)
Cellular component (GO): VCP-NPL4-UFD1 AAA ATPase complex
Molecular function (GO): polyubiquitin modification-dependent protein binding
Source: RefSeq, a predicted model, not a curated record